AGCCGAAAGCAUCACUCUCGUAAAGAGCGCACUCAAAACACCAGCCGAACAUAAAAAUCGCUCUGAGGGCGCAAAAAGUGCGCACCAGAGCGUCCAGCCGAAAACGCUAUUAAUCAUUUUGCUGUGAGUUGUAGGGUAACCAGUCAGAAAAAUGUCAGGCAACUAGAUGUACGAGAAAAUUUCGAAGACGACGAGGAACUUGCCGUAUUAAGUACGAUUGAAACAAGAAACGUACACGAAAUUUCAUGGAAUGAAAAUGUCAAGGUCGAAGAUAAAUAUGUACGAUUUAAAUUAGAUAGUGGAGCGUGGAGCCCAGGUAAACAUACUUCCGGAACGGAUUUUCAAACAAAUCAAUCACCAGGUGGAUCUUAGACGUACCGGCUUAAUAUUAGAAGCGUUUGGUGGAGCACAAAUAAAACCUGAAGGUAUUAUGAAGUUAAAGUGUAAAUGUAAAAAAGUGGAAGUGUUAGCUGACUUUGUGAUAACGAAAGGAAACGUUAAUCCCAUUUUAGGGUUAAAGACUUGCGUAGAAUUAAAUUUAAUUAAUAGAGUGGAAAUGGUUGUAUUGAAUGACAAAGAUAAGUUUAUAUCAGAUAAUCAUGAUUUGUUUCAGGGCUUGGGAAAAUUUUAUGAGAAAUGUAGUAUAGAGUUACGAGAUGAUGUAAAACCAGUGGUCAACCCACCUCGCAGAGUUCCCUUGUCAGUAAAAGACAAAUUGAAAGAUAAAUUAAAAGAACUGGAAUGUAAAGGUAUAAUUAGUAAGGUCGAAAAGCCAACAGGUUGGGUAAGCAAUUUAAUAAUUGUUGAAAAACCAGAUAAAAGUAUUAGAUUAUGUUUAGAUCCUAAGUAUUUAAAUUUAGCAAUGAAACGUAUCCCUAAUGUGCUAAUUCCCACCGUUCAGGAAAUUAUGACAAAUUUAUGUAACAAAAAAGUAUUUACAGUACUCGACUUAAAAGACGGGUUUUGGCAGAUAGAGUUGACAAAAGACUCGAGUGAUUUGUGUACUUUUAGCACACCUUUUGGAUCUUAUAAAUUUCAUAGAAUACCAUUUGGUAUAAAGAUCGCCCCUGAAUAUUUUCAGUACCUUAACGAAAAAAAUUUUGAUGAUAUAAGAGGAGUUACGGUUUAUUUUGAUGAUUUAUUAAUUAGUGCAGAUACAGAAAAAGAACAUGAUGAAAUAUUGAAAAAAGUUAUAGAGAGAGCAAGGCAAAUGGGUGUUAAAUUUAACAAGAAUAAGUUGCAAUUUAAACAAGAAAGUGUUAGGUAUUUAGGGCAUAUUUUUUCAAGUGAAGGGGUCAAAGUUGAUCCUGAGAGAGUGAAGGCAAUAGAGGGGUUAAAGGCUCCCGAAUCUAAAAAAGAGUUACAGUCAUUAUUAGGCAUGCUAAAUUUCUUAAGACCAUUUAUAAGUAAUUUGUCAGAAUUGACUAGCUCAUUAAGGGGCUUGCUGAAAGACAAUGUUGUAUUUGAAUGGUUACCAUGUCAUGAUGAUGCAUUAGUAAAUAUUAAGAAAGUACUUGCAAAUUCUCCAACAUUAGUAAGUUUUGAUACUAACAAAGAAAUAACAAUUCAAGCAGAUGCAUCCCAACAUGGGUUAGGGUGUUGCUUAAUGCAGGAAUUUAAACCAGUAAGUUACGGAUCUAGAAGUUUAACAAAUACAGAAAAAAAUUUUGCGCAAAUAGAAAAGGAAUUUUUAAGUAUAGUUUUUGCAACAUUAAAAUUUCACAAUUAUAUUUAUGGUAGGAAAAUAACUGUUAUUACUGAUCACAAACCUCUUAUAGGCCUGUUUAAAAAAUCUAUUGCAGAUAUAAGCUCGUCACGAUUAAAAAGAAUGAGGAUUAAAUUGUUAAACUAUGACAUCACAUUAAAAUAUUGUCCAGGUAAACAAAUGCACAUCGCUGACUGUUUGUCUCGUUAUAGCAUUAGUAAUUCACCGGUUGUAGAUCAAGCAUGGUUAGUUGAAAAUGUUCAUUCUAUUAGUUGGAGCUUGAAUAUAACUAAAGAAAAAAGGAUAGAAUUUCAGACUGCUACUGAAAGAGAUCCUAAUUUACAGCAAUUAAAAAACUACUAUGUUAAAAGUUGGCCAAAAUCAAUAAAAGAGGUUCCUGAUAAUUUAAAGAUGUACUUUAAGUUGCAAAAUGAAAUUGUUUUUGAAGAAGGAUUAUUGUUUUUAAAUUUUAGAGUUAUUGUGCCAUUAGAAUUAAGAAAGUAUGUACUAAAUUUAUUGCAUGAGCCACAUUUUGGUUUAGAAAAAACGAAAUGCAGGGCAAGACAGUUGGUUUAUUGGCCAGGUUUAAACAAAGAUAUAGAGAAUUGUAUUACAAAAUGUUCAGUGUGUGAAUACUAUCAAAGCUCGAAUGUACGACAACCAUUAAUACCGCAUAAAAUUCCAAAUCUGCCAUUUAAUAAAAUAGCUGCUGAUAUAUGUGGUUAGAAAUAUUACCUUUGCGUAAUAAAACAUCGGAGGAAGUCAUAGG
Photinus pyralis (common eastern firefly) is the source of this 2474-nucleotide messenger RNA. RefSeq lists its product as uncharacterized. Bases 431 to 2431 code for a protein of 666 amino acids. The transcript has 2 exons. NCBI's taxonomy places the organism in Eukaryota, Metazoa, Arthropoda, Insecta, Coleoptera, Lampyridae. The record is from RefSeq and is a predicted model, not a curated record.